CUCAAGAGAUGAAAGAGAAAAAUCUUGCCCUUGUUGUACAGUUGACAGAUAACGGGUUUCUUGUGCUGUUACACUCGUCUUACUUUCUCUCUUAUGAAGAUGCAAGGUUAAAUAAAACUGAGGCACUGCAAGGCAUGUUCAUAUUUCCAGAAUCCAGAGCUAUACAGAGAGAUACCAAGAGCAGAUGGACAAAGGUGGAUCUGUCACCAGAUAUCAUUCAGGUUCUCCCAGCACUAAACUAUGCUGAAACUGAGGUUGCGAAAUGUCCUCCCGUUCAGUCAGGGGCUCUCUGCAACACCUUUGAGCAGCAUCUGCAGAACUACGCUUCUCUAAUUCACCCAGGAAUGUCAUGCAGUCCUACAAGAGAGGCCAGCAUAUUUCCAGAUCAGUAUGAUGUGCCUCAAGGUUUCACUCUACUUUUACCAUCCCCCAGAUGGACGACAGAGGCAAGGUCAUGUCUGAAGUCAUACCUUGAGCAUCCGGGUUCCUUCACAAUUCUAAUGACAAGAGCAUUAGAGCUUCUUGCUGCAGGCCGACAACAACGAAGUGAUGAUCAAGAUGAUGACGUGUAUUACUGCCUCUCAUCUCCUGAAGACAUCUCUGCUAGUGUGCAGGAAGAAGAUGAUGUGAGGGACCAAGUUAAUACAGUCCGUGAUGAACAUAAUCACUGUGUACAUAGUCCCUCUGAAUCAGAGGUGCAGGGAAACCAGGAAGAUAUGGUCAGUGAAGAGCCUGUACAUACAGCUUUGGAGAACUGUGAAACAAGUAAUGCAGAAACAGUGACUGAGGUUGAUGGUCUCGCAGAGUUGCCUGAUUCAUCAUCCUCUCUCCUACCAAGUGACCUGCCAAAAGAAAUCAAUGCCAGUUUAACUGGAACUGAAGACGGUGUGUCUCCAAAUUUGACGGUGCAAGUUAGUGAUACUCACUGUGGGGACUAUGAGACAAAUCAGAAUCCUUUGACAGAAAAUCAGACAAAGGUACCUAGUAUAAUAAAUCGGAGAUACUCAAAAAGAAGACGGAAAAAGAGACACAAGAAAGGUUUGCAUAAACUCUUUCAAAAAGAACCUGUUUUUAAAACAGAAGAUUUGUCGUCUAGUUUACCACCAUCAUCAGCCGAAAUUCAAACUCAAACUGGAAAUAAUGACAUAAAAGAAGUAACUCCCCCCAAAAAAGACUGGAGGUCACUCCCAAGACGUAAAAAACAUUGGACGUUUGAUAUUAGUGUGAAGAGGGUCUUGAGAUCAGAUGUGGGCAGGAUAGAUGACGGAGAAUCCAAUGCAUUGGAAAGUGAGAGCAUCUCUGUCAAAGAAAGUAUAGCCGGUGCAACAAAAAGGAAAAUGGAUGGUUAUAAUUUGAGGAAUCGCUAUGGCUUAAAGACAAUAAUUACAGAUUGUGGUCAGAUCUUUGUUCCUCAUGGCUCAGAGGUCCAGGACAUAGAAUCAUUAAAAGAGAAGCUGACGGCAAAGACCAGUGAAAAUGAUCUUCAGGAAACAGGUAUCGAACUUUCAGAAAAUCACUCUCAGUCAACAGAAACAGAAAAGCAGGAAAGCAAAUCUACUGAGAUGGGAAAGCAAGAGAGCGAAUCUGUAGAAUACAAGGAUUCUCAAGUUGUCCCUGAGCCAGACAAAUCCAAAGAAACAAUAAGUUGUCAGGGAUCCCCAAUGGAAACUUCACGUUCUCCACUAAUAGAGAAACUAGGUCCUUUUCCUUUACCUGGUGAUACAUCAGACACACAACACUCUCCAUUAAAGACAGAGACAAAAAGCCAGGUCUCUCCUGGGCUAAGCACGGAAAUUGCUCAGUUGAGAAAAACAGACGGAGCAUUGUUGCCUCAAGGAACUCUCAUGGACUAUUCUCAAAAAGAAAAGAGAAAAAUCUCUCACUCUAAUGACACUGUCCUGUGUGUAGACGGAGACUCUAAAAUACCAUCUCCUAAAAAACGCAAAAAGAAAAAGGAUUGUGAAUAUAAAUCAAUACCCAUAAGUAAACUGAAGACAAUUCUCACAAGAAGGAAGAGGUCCGGUGAUAAUCACACGGAACCAGAAUUAAAGAAAAACAAAUGUGAUGGUGGUCUGGGCAGCACACAGGGAACAGCUGACUCAAAUGCUCAAAAUGAAGGGCAAGAUAAAGAUGGGUCUUUCUCCAACAGUUCAGGGCAUGUUCUUAGCAUGUUAGAGCCUACUGUUGAGGCAGAAAGAAGAUCUGAUCUCGAGGUACAAUUGAAGAAAGAUGUUCAAGAUUGCAAGAAGUUGACAAGACCUGUGAAUUUGGUUAAACCACUGAGAGAACAACAAAGAAAUCAGCUUGAAAUUGCAAAAGAGAACGGAUGCCUCAAUUUUGAUACAACAGCCUCUUGUGAAAUAAUUAAACAAGCUGAUUUCCAACAAAUCAAUGCUACUCCUGCUAGGGAUGGGGUGGGAGGAAUAUGUAUUGGAUCUGGUGGGAAGAACUGCAAUAAGGAAAGGCAUUGUGCACAUACAAGUCUGCCCCCAGAUGCUCUAACAUUACUUGCUGAUUUGGCCCUCGAUGCAAGUUGUUACAAGCCAGUGCAAAGCUCACCUCUAGAAAGUGAACCUGGCCAAAGUGGAACACACAUUAGAGUCAAGGACAGUGGCUCCUCUGAGUCAGUCCUGCAUGCUCUGUUGCGGUGCCCCUCUGCCAAAGACAAAACAUCUACAAGAUCCCCUUUACCUGAGGGUUUUAUGGUCACUGGGGAGUUGAUUUUGGUCAUUUCAAAAGAACAUUCUUACUCACAGCCCCGCUCUCUGCCGUUAGGUUUGUCAGGUGUACCCCAUCAGAUAGCUCCUUCAUCUGGAUAUGCAGAGUCCAAUCCCACCUUGAGUCUGGGGCCAACCAUACAGCCGGCCACUCACAACAGUGAAGAUGGUAUGUCACUGCAAAUACUGCGGAAUCACACCACUGACCUGCUGUGCCAUGACGACAGGAGCAAAAAUGGGUGGAGAAACCUGUCAUCCUUGAACACGUCACUGCCGUCAUCUCACAUUGUCAAAGCUCGGAAGGCCAAGUUCAACCACAUCAGACAGAUCACAGAAAAAGAGGGUCUCAUUCAAGUAACAAAGCCUUGGAAGGAAAAAUAUGACUUUAGCUUUGACAGUAAGUUUACCCGUGACCUGAAGGAGAGGACAGUGUCAAGGGCUCUACAUGGCCAAUGGGAUUUCAACAUUGAAGACACCUAUGAAGACGUCCAUCUGAUCUACCACAUGUGGAUUGGUCUGUUCUACAGCAAACCCACCUCAAGGUUUUUUCAUAUUGACGCAGACAAUCCGCCACUAGAAGAGCUGGAAACAGUACCAUGGAUCCAGGAGCUGGAAGUAAUCCACUCUCCCAUGACAGAACAAAAUUUCAAGAAAUGUUCCUCGGAGAGGUCUUCAAUUGCUGUUCCUGCUUUGCAGCCUCUAGAAACAGGACUUUUAGAUUUGAGUGCUGAGCAUGACAGAGAUGUUCAGACUUUGCAUGUUCAGUCUGAGGUGUUGGACCUUUCCUUGAAAACUUGUGAGAUCGUGGAUGUUGACCUUGACUCAAAUAAAAACAGAAACGAUCAACAUGAAGGAUUCCUUUCGGGACCCGAGCACUUACCAAGGAGGAAACAUGUUCUCUCUGCACCUCAUUCAAAACAAGUCACAAAUCGGACAAAGCAGAUGGAUCACAGAGGUAGAGUGGACUCAUCAGAUGGAAGAACCGAUGGUGAUAGUGAUAACGAAAGCAUUUCUGAUGACAAAGUUAUGAAAGACACUACAAAUGAUGGAGUCACUGAAAGUUCUUUCACCAAACACUCGGAAAGUGAUGCUGAUUACAUGGAGUUGUGUGAACAGACAUCAAACAUGUGUAUGAAGGAAAAGGAUUUCUUGAAAAUUCAAAAAGCCAUUCACAAUGCUGAAUGCAAGAUUUCACAAGAUCCUGAGCAAAAAGAGAGCAGUAGAUUUCAUCGAGCGCAUGAGACCUCCAGCUCUUCAGUGAACUUUGAUACCAAAGCAGUAACUGUAUUCCAUCAGGUGCUGCAUACCAGUAAGCCACUGAUGCUCAGAAAAGCUACACCUCUGAGCAAGAGAAAUAAUGCGUCAAAAGCAGGAUCUGAUGAGAACAAGACACAAGUUGGACAAUGCACAGCAGAGCAUGAUGGAAACGAUUUAAGAGCUUCGCCAACAGACAAUACGUAUAAAGAUGAUAGCCCCCUGAAUUGUGGAAGCAAUCAGGAAAACAGAGUUCUCCAAGUGGCGCUUGAAGACAAAGUGCAUAGUGGCAGAGACUAUGGGAAUAAUAUAGGUGCUGCAGCCGUUGCGGUGCUAGAUAUUGACAUUUCAGAUGAGCAAGCAUGCAGUGCAGAAUCUGACAAGAAUAACGCCAGAGAGAAACCAUGUACAACUACGCUCGACCAGGUUGAUUCUACAAUUAUGGAUGCACAGGAUAGUCGUUUAACUGCGGGCAAGAAAUCAGCAGAACAAGUUGUUCUUGAAUUAGUGACAGUGCCAGAAAAAAAUUACAUUAAAGAGCCACAGAUAGAAGUGCGUGAUGGCAUUGAUUCUGAGGGCAGCAAACAUGUGGAGAGACAAGAUGAGAAUGAUUUGGAGAGCAGGGCACAGCAGGAUGUUUGUAGUGAUAAUAAGUCCAAAGAUGAGGUAUGUUCUGCAGAGCGAGAAGGCGAUUCCCUAAUCAAGGCUGAUAACAUACUGGAAGUGAAUAAUUCUACAGAUUUAGAACUUCAACCAAUGGGUGACGAUCCUGGAAACAUAAAUAUCAGAGAAGAGGAUAAUUGCUGUGAAGGUGAUGUUAACUCUAUAAGAAAUGACUCUGGAGCUUUUUCCUCAAAAGAGGAUCUCACUAGAAAUGUUGUAAAUGAUAUGUGUAUCCAGACAAGUUUCAUGAACAAUUCACACUCAGUGGAAAACGAGAACAGUUGUGAAACCCCAAUGGUUCAAGGUAAGACUUAUUUCAAGACUGAACAAGCUGAGAGUGACAGAUUGCUUGUUUUAGAUUCUGUCUGUUCAGAAAUAAGCAGUGAAGAUGCACAAGAAGGGAGAGAUAUUCGUCAAGCAGACAGUGUCAAAGCUGUUAGUAACAUCGACUGGAGCUCAGAUGUGUUACCCGCCUCCAGAAAAUUCUGCGACUUGGAUGAGGAACCUACUUCUAGUCGCACAUACUGCACAGAGAAUGUCAUGGAUAAAGGGGACAGUGGCAAUAGUAGUUUGGCAUCCAAGGAAUUUGAGCAGCAAAGCAAUGUUGAAUCAGUCAACAAAAAAUGCUACAAUGGGCAUCUUCCAGGGCAGUUUCUUAAAUCAAAGGAUGCAGAGACUUUGUCAGAAUCCCAUAGCUCUAACCUCCAAGAUAAACCAAAAAAUACAUGUGACACUUGCCUACAAGACAGAGACUCAGAGGAUUCAUCUCUUGGUGGUAUGUCAAAGAAUACCUGUGGCAUUACAGAAAUGGCAUCAUUACAAUCAGAAGGAAAGGGAGGUCACACAAUUAAUUUGGAGAAAAUGAGUCACAAGUCAGUGGCAGUUGUUACUAAGGACCAAACUGAUCCUUCUGAUUGUCAGACAGGUUCUAGUCCUAUGUCUGAAAGUAUUCAAGAAUCGGAGAAUCAAGAACAGUAUGUGCCUUAUAGUAAAGAACUUCUCUCAAGUGCUGUAUCCCUCUGUCCUGAUACAGAUGAUCAAGAAUGGGACAUUUUAGAUUACAGCAUGAAAAACACUUGCUCUUUCAGAAGAGAUCAAGCUGAGGAAUUAGAGGCAAGUACAUCUUCACUUUCUGUAUCCCAUGUAAGAGAGAGCAAGCAAGAAUUUGACUGGCACACAUACUACAACAGAGUGAAGGCACAUAAAACAUUGAGCAAUUUGAAGGAAGUGGAUCGUGUCUCUCAUUUUCCUCCCUUAUCCCUAGUUACUGUGUUCGAUAGGAGAGGUAACAGGUUUACACGGCAAAACUAUUCCACUGAGCCCACCAAAAAUACAUCGAUGAGCAUGCAAAACCGAACCAUGUCAGAAAAAGGCCUUGGAAAGUUUGUCCAAAAAUGGGAGGAUCGAUACCCGUUAACAUCCGACGUUACCCAGUCCUCAGUGGAUCAAGAGCACCUUAUCUUUUCAGAAAAAAUGAAUCAGAUUAUCAGACGCAGUCGGACUUUCUCCGGGACCACAGUACAAAGUCACAGAAAUGCAGAUUCUGCUCAUAGUCCAGUGACCAUUGAUUUCUCCUGUCUGGAUGAGGAGAACAUUUCAGAGAAAUUUGAUCUGUCUGUGCCCCAGCUCUCUCAAAUUAAGGUGAAAGUGGACAUGCCAGAGAGGAUGGGAACAAGGAGAGAUAAGAAUGAAAAUAUGCCUCUCCGCCUCCGCAGAAUAUUUUGCGAAGACAACAGCGAGGCAGCACAGUCAGCAAUCUCCGCUGUAACAAAAGAAUGUGCUUUGUCACACAAGGCUAUGAUGGAUGACGUUUGUGCUGGUAAAGCUUUAUCUUGCCAAACUGACAGCACUAAAAAUGAAUGGGAUCAGUCUAUUCACACAAGUUGUCAGAUGGCUGAAGUCUGUGGUCAACUAAAGAAGGACAUGUAUGCCAGACUACAUGAUAAUCUUAACUCAGUUGUGAGGCAGGCUUGCAAGAUAAAGUAUAAGUUCUAUAUCUUGGAGACAUCAGCGGAUCCUUUCUUCAAAGAAACCAGGGACAUUCUAGAAGCAGAAGGACACAUAGGAGUUGAGCCUCAUCAGUUCAACCUUAAUAGCAAUGCCUCUUCACCUCUUCUCAUCAUAUUGAGAAAUGAAGAUAUUGCUGAGCACAUUUGCGAGGUCCCUCACUUGCUUGAAUUGAGAAAGUCAUCCAGUGUCUUAUUUGCUGGCGUUGACCGACCUGAUGAUGUUGUAAACCUCACUCACCAGGAGCUUUUUGUCAAAGGUGGCUUUGUGGUGUUUGAUGGAACAGCACUGGAGACACUAAGUUUGGACAACAUGAAAAAGAUUGUGAGCUUCUUGGAGGAGUUGAGCAAAAAAGGCAGAUGGAAGUGGUUUCUGCACUAUAGAGACAGUCGCCGGCUUCGAGAGAGUGCACGAUCCAAUCUAGAGAUGGGUAAUAGGAUGCAGUUUAUGGAAUGCUGUCAAGAAGCAGGCAUUGUGGAGGUUCUGCCCUACCAUGAAUGUGAUGUAAUUUCACGACCAGAGCCAGACUACCUCCCCUGUCUAGUGCGUCUCCAGGUCCAAAAUGCCUCAGCACGGUUCCCUGUUUUCGUCACAGAUGCACCAACAGAAUCUUUUGGAGAGAAUGGGAUAUUGACGAUGAAUAUCAACACUUUCUCAAGGAUUCUGUCAAAUGACACAUGUUGUAUUUCUUAAAUAGCAUAAGUAGAAUUUAUCAACAGGGAUAUUUUUCAAAACUGUGUUUUGCAGUUAUUCUUUACUCGUUCAUAUUCCUCCUUUUCUACUGAAUGUGCUAGAUUUGAUAUAUACAUGUUCUGUUUUUUUUUGUUGUUUUUUUUUUCUUUUAUUUUGUUUUUUGCCUUAAUUUAUAUACUAACUGCCAACAGAUUUCCUGUUGAUUUUAAGAGAGUUCAAGACAGCAGAUUUUAAUAAAAUACAUCAGUACCUAUUUGAAAAUUUUGAUUUUAUAGAUAAUAUUGAUUUAUACAGAUCUUAUUAAAGCUGUUCCAUAUGUGUGGAUGUAUAUGGUACAUGACUUUGUUUUAGUCUACGUCAGACACAGGCAGUAAUUUU
Messenger RNA from Chanos chanos (milkfish), 7712 nucleotides. RefSeq names its product transcription activation suppressor family member 2 (gene tasor2). The transcript has 12 exons. Gene Ontology annotation, biological process: negative regulation of gene expression, epigenetic. The record is from RefSeq and is a predicted model, not a curated record. Gene Ontology annotation, cellular component: nucleoplasm. The coding region runs from base 9 to 7334 and encodes 2441 amino acids. Lineage: Eukaryota; Metazoa; Chordata; Actinopteri; Gonorynchiformes; Chanidae.